Molecule: messenger RNA, 5199 nt
Organism: Pomacea canaliculata
Lineage: Eukaryota; Metazoa; Mollusca; Gastropoda; Architaenioglossa; Ampullariidae
Product: polynucleotide 5'-hydroxyl-kinase NOL9-like
Exons: 14
Coding region: 849-3353 (834 amino acids)
Biological process (GO): cleavage in ITS2 between 5.8S rRNA and LSU-rRNA of tricistronic rRNA transcript (SSU-rRNA, 5.8S rRNA, LSU-rRNA)
Cellular component (GO): nucleus
Molecular function (GO): polynucleotide 5'-hydroxyl-kinase activity
Source: RefSeq, a predicted model, not a curated record
CUUAUUCUUCCUGUGACGUACUUCCUGUAGCUGCAUUUUAAAAAAAAUAUCCGAGGAACGCGCUACAAACAUUAUCAACCAUUUAAUCACAGUUGUCCCUACUGUUAUUGCAACGCAUGACAAGUACAGGAAAACUUGUCUUACACAAGUGUACUAAUUAAAGUAGGUGCCACAAUUUUUUAAAGAAACAAAAUGUCAUUUAAAAGACCGGGAAAAGUUUCUGCAUUCCAGGUUCAGAGGGAGGAACAGAGAAAAUGCAGGCAAACUCGAUCUUACAGAAGUUCUAAUUAUAGAGCAAGAUCCAGCAGUUAUGAUUCUCCUUCUCGAAGCAGCGAGAGAAGUCUGAGUAGUGAUAGACUGCUGCAUGAUGACUACGAAAGACAGAGACUGAGAGGUCACAGAAAUCAAGAAGGAGGUAGUGACAGCCACUUUCUUGAUAUGACCACCAGCUACAGUGAAGGAAGAGAGUCAUUGCUAGAACAUAACUCUAAGAGAUCCACAAAAACCAUGCCGCACAGCAGUGGAAACAGCGACAGCUGCAAUCGUAGUCAGUAUCCAGGCAGAGAUAAGUUGGAGAGAAACCACAGCAGCCAAUGUAAAGAAGAGGGUUAUGGAGAUGUAAGAAGAAGUGAUCAUCACAGAACAGUCAAGAGGAGAACUACUUGGUGGUUGAUGUUCGUCAAGAGAGAAGCCAACAGUGGAAUUCAGAUCAGUAUUCUGAUUCUGAUGAAGAGCUGCUUCAUGAAAGUUUAAGGCGUAAGAAACACACCGAUCCAUAUUUGUCAGAAGAGGAUGAUAAGAGUUGGUCACCUGAUAGAUACAGUUUGGAAAAGAACAAUCAAGAGAAAAUGCGUAAGAGAAAACUGAAGGGAAGUAACAGGCAUGACUCUCCAGGCCCUUCACGCUCUUCUAAGGUCUGGAAGCAAGACAUGAGCUGUGGAUCCUCUGCUGUCAGAAAAAGUGAAGAACCAGACUCAGAAGGAGAAAAACAUUUAAUAUCAAGCCAGGUUCCCAAGAAAAAAACAAAAUCUAGAAAAAAUUUUAAAGGGAAGGAGAAAAAACAAAAGACCUCUAUGUCAAAUAAUGCACAAGUUACAGGGUUGAAACUUGGUCAGAAGGGAAAAAUCCCAUCAUUGAUGGAUUUAGAAUUCCCACCAUCUAUCUCGGCAAGAAACUUGGAAAAGGGUCCUGCAGAUGUCCAGCCAAACUACAGCAGUACUUCCCAUGGAGAUAAGCAUGGACGCUUUACUGAUGCAGAAUUUGAUGAUAGGUCUAGGUCAGAGUACAGGAGUCAAAGUGAGAGUGGUGCAGAGGUGCAAGCAGGUUUCCGGGUGCAUGACAGAGACACUAGGCACUUGGAGAGCCACACACGUAAAAGUGGUGGGGACCGCAGGUUGCUACCCUCCGAGUAUGAUAUUGAACACCGUUGUCCUGAUUAUGUAGAUUAUGAUGGCCACAGGGAUAACAUACGUUGCGGAAACUAUGAGGCGGACUAUAGACACUAUGAGCAAGAUGAUUCUGUUAGCAGCCGAAGGAACAAGCAUAGCUACAUUGAUCAAGAUGCUCCUAGAGGCAAUACUGGCAGGCUUGUGGACAGCCGGUCACCAGAUUUUCACAGGCACAGUGACAGUGAUCAAGACUCUGACCGAGAUGGCACCAGAAGAUCAUGGAGGGAAGAAAAACGAAGUCGGCAUUCUAAAAGGAAGAAUGAGAAGUCUGUAGAUGAUGAAGCAAAGGUGAAGGCUACAAAAAAUGUUCUUAAGAAGGACAAAAGACAUUCAGACAGGAUGAGCUCCUUGAAGAAAAGUGAAAAAAGUCAAUCAGGGAAACCAUCUGCUGAUCGUGUGGAGGAUGCUGACAGCAACAGUGACAACAAGAAGGGGGAGGUGGAAGCAGCAGUCAGACACCUUAUACUUCCGAUGCUGGAUUCACUGGUUGUGUUGCUCGCCCAUCCUCAUGAGAUAUGUCUCCGAGGACGUGCCAGAUUGUGUGUAGUGACAGGCAGCAUUAGCAUCAUGGGAUACCAGAUGACUGCUAAUCGCACGCGCCACUAUGAUGUCUACUCACCAGCAAGUUCCAGCUUUCUCACUGUCCGCACGCAGUCCAUGGAGAAAGACAAAAAGGUGCUUCGCAAAUCCCUCAAAGCGCUAGGCAUAGAGGAAAAACAGGUACACGACUUCAUGGAAGGGGCAGUCAUUCUGGUGGCUCGACGACUGAAUGCACCUGUUGUUGAUUUUAUCAGCUCAUUGCCAACAUUCUCCCAGCUCUUCAAGUUCAACCUGGAUCGCAGUGCUGGCAACAUGCCGCCACCUCCUCCCCACCACCAGCAGAUGGUGCGGACUGGGGUGGCCAUCUUGCCAGUAGAUCAAGUGCCCGGUACUACACUGCGCUUAACCAAUGACUUCGACAUGGCCUUGCAGAAGUGGCUGACAAUGAUCAGAGAGAAUGCUGUUGCACCAGUAGCUGUGAUGUGUGGAGGUCAGAAUUGUGGCAAGUCUACUUUAGCCCGCCAUAUGGUCAAUGCAGCUCUUGCUAUUGUACCUAGAGUUUGCUUUCUGGAAUGUGAUGUUGGUCAAACAGAGUUUUCUCCUCCUGGGUGUGUUGCACUCACCUUUGUGGAUAAGCCAGUGCUUGGUCCUCCAUUUUGCCAUCAGACUACAGCUGAAAGUAUGUGUUUUGUGGGACUGACAAGCCCUGGAGAGAGUCCAACCCGCUACAUCCACUGUCUGCAGCAUGUGUUCCGAACAUACAGGAAGCAGGAACCAGCACUACCACUAGUGGUUAAUACCAUGGGCUGGAACGAGGGUCUGGGUUUGAAGUUGUUCAUGGAUACGCUGAACCUGACAGCGCCAGACCUCAUUGUACAGAUGGACAGCAGCAACCAAGCUCUCAACUUUCCAGUCAUGACCCCAGAGCUGGUGGCCUUGGAACCUGGAUGGCUGUACAACACAGAUCCCAUUGAGGACAAAAAAGAAAAAAUUAAGGAAACCAAGAAACAUGAACUGGUGGUCAUUGACUCGCAGGUGUCCAAUCGAGACCCCAAGGCAAAGCUUACACCAAGAAACCAACGAGACCUUGCCUUGUUGGCCCACCUUAUCAAGGGCAUUCAACCUGGAGUUACAUUGACAUCUGCUGCCCCUUAUGCUGUUCCAUGGCGAAAGAUAGGCGUCUACAUAUGCCAUAGCCCUGUACCUUUAAAACGAGUUUUGUCAGCCUUGAAUGCCUCCGUAGUUGCCCUUUGCAAAGCAGACAUUUCACUGGCAACCAAGAAGAGUGAUGACCUACCACUUUCUUUGAGGAAGCACCAGUCUGUGACUGUCUUGGUUAUGGACUUGUCCGUGGUAUUGAUAUGAAGAAGGGUGUUUUGCUCAUUGUCACUGGGGUACCACCCAACCGGGUAGCUUCUGUGAACACACUGCUGAGGGGGGCCAUCACCAUCCCAGAUCAGCUGUUCUUUAAACAGGCAAACCUGGAUGAUGUGCCCUAUAUUGAUGCCUUGGAGCCUGGCACAGCAGUGUCAUCAGUGCGACCUCGAACCCACAUGCCUCGUCACACUCCAUAUUCUUGACUUUUGAGUGCCUGCCAUUAAUACAUGUAAUGGUUCAACAAGCUAGCUUAUGCUUUGACUUUGGACAGCUGACUUGGGUCACACUGUGUGACAUUUAGGUUAUAAAUUUGCAGUAUGUUUAGCAUACAUGGCUAUGUUCAGGAUAGGGUUAGGGCUAACCCUAACCCUAACCCUACAUGCCCUAUGUUCCUUGACUGUACAACUUUCUACAUAUUUAGAAAUGCACAUAGUAAAAAGAUACUUUUCCCUCCGUUGAUGCAAUCCAAACACCCAGCACUGCUUGCACACAGUAAUACAAUACUUUCACUUGGAGUUAGUGACGCAAACUAUGUACGUUGCAUCUGCACCUGCUUUUUCAUACAGACUCAACAUAAUAAGCACGUACCCACAAGAUUUGUUUUUCUCAAGGAAGAAAAAAGAUCUUUGAAUUUUGUAGACUCUCUACGUCUGUACAAUCUAUCCUUGUGAAGUCUUAGGAUAGUACUAAAUGUUGGCCAGUCUGUACACCCAUCCCACCCUUAUAGGUCUUCCCUUACGAUUCAGAAAGUGUUGGUGAAAAAUAUGCUGGACUGUGUUGACAACAAACAAUGAUUAACACAUGUUGCUGCUGAACAUAGAAAGGAGAAGCUGCUGAAAGUCUCCUGUAUGAAAUGUUUGAUUCUUGACCACUCUUUCACAUUGUCUUCUCCAUGAUUAUGGGGUUAACCUCUUUCCUGACCUUGUAGUUUGUGAUGAUGCAGCCACUCCGCAUCAGUUGAGAUCUGUAAUAUGGUUGUAUUUGUGCAGAGUACGGAGGAAAAUUCUGUAAUUUUCAUUCAUGUCUUAAAGAAAUUCAGUGGUUCAUAUUUCAUUUUUACUUGUUUACAUGUGUGUGUGUGAGAGAGAGUCACAUAAGCAAUUAAAGUUGAAUGUGCUAGAAGACUUGUUUGGAUUUUUUGUUUUUUUUUUGUCAUGAAAUUAAAGAUGUUAACAGGGUAACAACACAGUGUAAUGACAUAUUGCUGCUUGCUGACAAAAGUUUUGCUUAAGGAUGAAUGCUGUUAGGAACGCUUCCAGCACAUGUUAAGAUGAAGUGAUAAGUAGGGUCAUGGUGUUUCACCUUUGUACAAAGAAUUUUGGAAGCAGGGCUAGAACAACAGCUUCAUCAUGCAUAUUGAUGGCAUGAUAGUUAUUUUGCUAAAGAUUGAUUCUAUAGAAUCUUUUAUUUAGCUGAAGAGUAUGACAGGGGGAAAAGUGACUUUCAAAAUUGUCAGGAGAAUGUGUAUGUGUGAAAGGGUAUUUGCUAACUUUGAGCUGUACAAGAUACCAUAUUUAUAUGAUAUUGCUGUGCAGUGCUCCACAGCAUUUGACUUGAGCUUUGGGUUGUGACUUUUUCUCACUCACUGGAAGCAUCCUGAAAGGUGUCAUCUACUAGUGGUCAUCACUUAAUUCCUGUUUCAGGUAAAGGUGUUGCAUAGGGAAAAAAACUUGGUGUGUAUGGGGAAAAAAUGGAACAAAUAGGGCAUGCUUUGGCAACAUUUUAAUCAAUUUUGUUCAUAUUGUAAUAAUUUUGUAACGGUUGUGGAAAAAAUAACUCAUAAAUGGUUUAGGAAAAAGUCUUUAAAUAUCUGAAUAAAAUUAUUUGAAAAACA